This is a messenger RNA of Mytilus californianus (California mussel), 1113 nucleotides long. RefSeq lists its product as uncharacterized. The record is from RefSeq and is a predicted model, not a curated record. The coding region runs from base 88 to 603 and encodes 171 amino acids. NCBI's taxonomy places the organism in Eukaryota, Metazoa, Mollusca, Bivalvia, Mytilida, Mytilidae. Gene Ontology annotation, cellular component: membrane. The transcript is spliced from 3 exons.
AUAUUAUUAAUAUAACACACUCCUUAGAUUUAACCAAUUGUAUAGAUAUUUAGACAGAAAUCAGAUUAAGGUGUUAGAGAUUUUACAAUGGAAGUUGCUGGUAUAAACCUUCUAACAUUUGUUGGCUUUGUUUUGACAACUGUAGCUGCAGUUUUAGAUUUAAUUGGUUUCGUUUCUCCAUACUGGUCUACUGGUAGUGGAAAUGGUAUAGAAGUUAACGCAGGACUUUGGAGAUACUGUUAUUCAGGAUCUGGUACUUCAGUAUGUGGAACACAAGGAGACACUUUUGAUUUGGAAUCAUGGUUCAAAGCCGUUCAAGCUAUGGAAACACUUGGUUUUUUGUGUCUACUGGCUGCUGCUGUUGUUGUAAUCAUCAAAUUGAAAGUCUUAAAAGAUAAACCAGUUCUCAAAUUUGUUGGCAUUGGAUGUCUAGCAGCGGCAGCGGCAUUUAUCCUACUCGGGGUGUGUAUUUAUGGAGCAAAAAUAAACAGUACUGAGAUAGGCAGUUUACAAAUGGACAAUCUUCAUUUUGCGUUUGCUCUUGUCAUCAUUGCUGCCAUCAUCGCAAUUGUUGCAUCAGUAUUGUUUGUCCUCGACAAGUGAUUCAAUUGAGUUUUGAUAAAUAUAUAACAAACAAAAUAAGUUUUACGACAGUGCUUUUUUAUUAACUAAUGGAACAUCUUCAUUUUUCGUUUGCUUUUGUCAUCAUUGCUGCUAUCAUCGCCAUUGUUGCAUCAAUAUUGUUUGGCCUCGACAAGUGAUUCAAUUGUGUUUUAAUAAAUAUACAAAAAAAUUAACAUACCGAAAAAGGUUUUGAUUUAACCGUGAUAAAGCCUUCGUUGAAAUAACAAAAUUAUUUGUAUUGUGUAGUAAAAUUUAUUUAUUUCCUUGAAAUAGUACAUUUUAAUAUUGUACAAUGUAAAACUAGUUUUGUUUUUCUUUACCUUUUCAUAAAAACGAUUGCAAAAAUGAAAAGGGUUCUUUGACUUAAAUUUGCAAAUGCUAAUCCCUAUCGGGAGGGAUUAAAUUAAAAUCAUAGUACAUCAAGUGUUCUGUAGUAUAGCCUUUAACUGAUGACGUUGUUUUCUGUAAAUAAAAGAGGAUAUGGGUAUA